CAGCUGGAAAAUUGAAGUCGUCGUUAAAUCUCUCUAUACUUGAUUUGUGAAGAAAACGACAGUCUUGUAAUAUCAUUCAACUGUGAGUAUUUUGUCUUCUCUCAAAAACCAAAAUUUUAUAAUUUUAUGCUGUGUCAAUUAAAUAUGAAUGUUUUUUUUUUUGGCAAUUGAGACUAUUCUUAAACUCUAAGAUGUUAAAGGUAUUUUUGGACUUCUUUAGUUUCCACCAUUGUUAAUUUAGCUUCUGCAAAGUGAAUAAGCCAAUUGUUGUUACUACCAUACUGAAGCUAUAAAAAGCAUUUGCCCCUUGAAAAAAGGAAAUCUAAAUGGAUUACACAGUGGUUUGGUUUUCCCUGAAGAAUGACAAGGCAAUUUUGGACUGUAGUUGGACUUCAGGACAUUUGGACAUUUGAUGUAAUAAUUUCUAUUUCAGCAUUCACUGAUGAAUAAGUGAGAAUUGGAGCAGAGAAUGGCAAAUACUUAUGUCACUACAUCUGAUGGGUACUGUCUUGCUGAACCAGUGCAGUACUAUGAUAUUCUGCCAGAGCAAAUCAAUUAUCAGCUGCACGACACUGAUUUUCAAGAAUCACCUUAUUGCCAGUAUUCUACUGUCCAGUUUCCAUCAGCUCUACAGACCCAAUCUUUACAAAGUCACUUCAGCUCUUAUAGCUUGGAUCCACAGUUCAGUGGUGGAGAAUGUGGAUUUGGUUCCUAUGAAUUAAGCAAACCCACCUUUGUGGUUGACCAUGAUGCUGAAGACGGAUACUCUGGAAUAAAAAGGUCCAGACUAACGCAUUCUUCUAUUCAGCUUAAGCGACAGGAAGAACUCUGUGUAGUUUGUGGUGAUAAAGCAUCAGGAUAUCAUUAUAAUGCGCUUACUUGUGAAGGUUGCAAAGGUUUUUUUCGACGUAGCAUUACCAAAAAUGCAGUAUAUCAUUGCAAGAAUGGUGGCCACUGUGAAAUGGACAUGUACAUGCGUAGGAAAUGUCAAGAGUGCAGACUGAAAAAGUGUAAGGCAGUGGGAAUGUUGGCAGAAUGUUUGCUCACAGAAAUCCAAUGCAAAUCAAAGAGACUUCGAAAGAACUUUAAACAGAAGAACAGUUUUUACUCUAGCAUCAAAGUGGAAGAGGAAGGAGUAGACAAGCUUGUAUCAUCCACCACUAAAUCUGGAAAAGUGAUUAAGGAGAGCAUGGAACUAACUCAAGAGGAACAUCAGCUCAUUAAUAACAUUGUGGCUGCUCAUCAAAAAUAUACAAUUCCUUUGGAGGAAACAAAGAAAUUUCUGCAGAAGUAUGCAAAUCCUGAACUGAGCUUUUUGCGACUCUCAGAGACAGUGGUUCUACACCUACAGGGGUUAAUAGAUUUUACCAAGGAACUCCCAGGAUUUGAAAAUUUGACAAUUGAGGACCAGACUGCAUUACGCAAAGGAUCAAAAACUGAAGUGAUGUUCCUUCAUGGGGCCCAACUUUACAGUCAGAAACAAUGUCUUUCAUCAGCUUCUGAAAGUACCAUGAGAAUAGCAGAUCAUUCAGAUCAUUCACUGAAUUUUCAUAAUCAGAGUGAUAAUAGAAAUGUUAUUUAUUCUGUGGAAACAUUUCACAAUGAAGACUGUCUUCCUACUACACUGACUGGUAUUGCUGAAGAAUUUAUUACUACACUGUUUUACUUCUAUAGAAGAAUGAGUGAACUUAAUAUUACUAAUAUUGAAUAUGCUCUGCUUGCAGCAACAACCGUGUUUUUUUCAGAUCGUCCACACCUUAAAAAUAAGCAACAUGUGGAAAAUUUACAAGAACCAAUUUUACACAUUUUGUACAAAUAUUCAAAAAUUUAUCAUCCGGAAGACCUACAACAUUUUGCUCAUCUCAUAGGGAGGCUCACUGAACUGAGAACGCUGAAUCACAACUACUCAGAAAUACUUGGCACUUGGAAAGCAAAGGACCCCAAAUUGGCUAGUUUACUCUUGGAGAAAUGGAAUUUGUAUUCACAUUGCUGAAAUUUUAGAAUGUUGUUGUGGUUUGCCUUAAAACUUUCUAAAUCUAGAUUAUGUACUCUAUCAUCAUAGGAUAACUGCUUUGAAAAACAAACCGGAUUGCUAGGUUUGUUAUAGCAAUAUAUCACCAUAAAAUGGACUUUAUCAGUGCUCAUCAAGUUUUGUGAAAUAUAGGACCAACCACUAGAGGGACAUCUAGGAUUCUCUUCAAGAUUUGACUCAAAAGAAACAAUGACUGUUACUGCAUGGUUCCUUUAAAUGUAAAUAAAGCUAAAUAGAGUUCUUACCUGAAGAAACUCUACUUUUUCUCCUUUACUAGAAAAUUGAAUGAAAACAUAUGGAUUAUAGACAUGAGAAAGGCUAUCUAGUGGAAACAACUGUAAUCAGAAUAGUUUGUGAGCCUCAUUUAAAUUAGGCCAGAUUGAUGGAUUAAGAACUAACAUUUGAACUUAUUCCUGUUGAAAUUUUAUGAAUUAUUAAAGAGGAACAAAACUUUGUUCAACUCUUACCAUUUUUAAAUUUUUUUUAAGAAGAAAUCUUUA
Nyctereutes procyonoides (raccoon dog) is the source of this 2532-nucleotide messenger RNA. RefSeq names its product bile acid receptor-like. Gene Ontology annotation, cellular component: nucleus. Gene Ontology annotation, molecular function: RNA polymerase II cis-regulatory region sequence-specific DNA binding; ecdysone binding; nuclear receptor activity. Gene Ontology annotation, biological process: ecdysone receptor signaling pathway; negative regulation of transcription by RNA polymerase II; positive regulation of transcription by RNA polymerase II. The transcript has 11 exons. Lineage: Eukaryota; Metazoa; Chordata; Mammalia; Carnivora; Canidae. The record is from RefSeq and is a predicted model, not a curated record. The coding region runs from base 470 to 1993 and encodes 507 amino acids.